AUGUCUUCAGUGGCAUAUAACGCUAGCUGCACAAACCCCAACCAGGAAGCCGGCCGUUGCGUGCAUGUUCGAGAGUGUAAAAUAGUGCUCGCCGCCCUGCGAAAGGAAAUUCUCACCGAUGUCGAUAUCGCGUUCCUCUACCAGAGCGAAUGUGGCAAACUGGAGCGGAAAACACUAGUCUGCUGUCCGAAUUACUCCAUUACCCAUCAGCAACCCGAAUAUGGUCAUCCGGCUAGGCCCAUAGGAAGCCAUGGGUCUUUUGGACAUGGCAAUAACGAACAUGGCUUUCACGGUAAUCACGGAAAUCACGGGAAUCACGGGAAUCACGGCAGUCACGGCAAUCACUGGAAUUAUGGCAAUCCUGGCGACCAACAACCGAACACUGGUGGCAACAGUGGGGAUAAGUUGGAUCAGUGGAAGCUACUGCCCCAGCCUGGGGAGUGUGGCACUCAGCCAAGUUAUCAGUUUUUCGGGGAGAAUGUGACGAAAAUUGACGAACAGCCAUUGACGGCUUUGGUUCAUCUAGGCAAUAUGCCGUAUGAAACUACAUUCAAAUGUGGAGGAGUACUUAUCAGUUCUCGUUAUGUUCUAACGGCUGCCCACUGCGUAGUUGAUUCGAAUGAAUGGAGCAAUCUGACCAUUCGUUUGGGUGAGUGGGAUACCGAGUCCACGGUCGAUUGCGUUUCGAUCGAGGAUUUCAGUGAGUUUUACUGCGCAGAUCCGGCAAUAGACGUGUCAGUGGAGAAAGUCAUCAUUCACGAGCAAUACUCCAGCCAGCAUCGACCACAACUCAAUGACAUCGCAUUGCUGCGGCUGGUUAAGCCGGUCGAAAUUAGCACAUGGAUUAGACCUAUCUGCUUGCCAGAGCGCCCUGUUUUGGCGAAGGAUGCCGAGCAGAUCUUCACACUAGCUGGUUGGGGGAACAACGGAUGUGUUGAGUAACACUAGUCGCUACAAGGUUCGCUCCAAAUUGAAUGCUUUGAGUCAGGAUCAGUGCAAGGCAAAUCUACCGGCGGGAUUCCGCAAGGCCUAUGACUUCCUGUGCACAGUUACUGUCAACGAUGGCGAAAAGUGUCAUGCCGAUUCGGGUGGAGCGUUGACCAGCACAAGACAUGUUUCGGGCAUUGGAGUGGUCCACGAAGUCGCGGGAAUACUGAAUCACAUGAAGGAAUGCGACGCUGGUAGGUCGACGGCCAUAUUCGCCAACGUUGGGCGUUAUGUUGAAUGGAUCGUCAGCAAACUGCAGGAGUGAAUGAAUAAUAAAUUAAAACUGUCACAAUGACCUGGUCUUUUCGUUCAUUAGUUGCUUCGAAGCGAUAGUGUGCAUUUGUGAAUUAUUGAUCAUUAUUAUUUCGUGCAGAAGAAGAGUGAGGAAAUGUGUUGGACGGUAGUUUAAUCGUUGACCGUCGUUAUUUAUUCAGGCAUGAAAUCCGUUCAAUGGCACACACAGCGAGUGCUAGCAAAUUGUGAAGCUCUGUAUUGAGGAAUAAUCUAUUAUUUGCCUC
Toxorhynchites rutilus septentrionalis is the source of this 1505-nucleotide messenger RNA. Its product is annotated as serine protease easter-like. The transcript has 4 exons. NCBI's taxonomy places the organism in Eukaryota, Metazoa, Arthropoda, Insecta, Diptera, Culicidae. Gene Ontology annotation, molecular function: serine-type endopeptidase activity. The record is from RefSeq and is a predicted model, not a curated record. Bases 1 to 942 code for a protein of 313 amino acids. Gene Ontology annotation, biological process: proteolysis.